AUGUUGGCUGGGUGUUCUAGCGCUACAUUGUUGUCACCAACGCAUAGAUCUGCACAGUUUCAAGCUUUCCAUUUCCGAUUACCUUCCAUGAGCACCCACAGAUUGGACCUGCCUUGUACCUUCCCAACGAACAGAGACACCUCGCGUUCCCAGCCCAUAAGGCCCGUGGGCCUUUCAUUCGACAACAAGCCCAUCGAAUCCUACUCUCUCAAGCACAACAUUCGACUCCCACCUUUGGCGACUACCACAAGCAGCAGCGCGCACCAGACGACACCGUUCGUUGAAAGCAGAAGGGAAAGAGAGGCCAAGAACCAUCAUGAGCUCUGGGGCAAGAGUCUGAAGAAACGACUUGCGGAGCAAGCAAACGUGGACGUGGACCUGGAAGAGUGUUCGGCCAAGAGAAAAAAGUGUAGCAGCGAUGACGUUAACUUUGUUGAAGGUUUGAGCCUAGCCCAAAUGGGUGCUGCCAACUUUUGGUUACAACCUGGUGAAGAAGAGGAAAGAAUUUGUUUUGUUCCUGGUGAAGUGGUUUCUGCUGUAACCAAGAUCACAGACCCUGGUGAAAAGAAUGAAGCUGAGGGUACUAGUCACAAAGCAGUCUCAGCCACAGCCUCAGUAUCAGCUUCAGCUUCAAAUUCUUCAUCAGAAAGUCGAAGCUCGAGCCUGAGGUUUAACGAUAAUGUUUCGGAGCAUGAAGUGGGAAACGGAAAUGGGUCAAGGAAUCCUCAUCGAUACCAAGAAACUGCAGUGGAGGAGGAUACUGAAGAGGAGCAUCGAGGAUUUGAACUCGUAAGCUUAAUCACCGCUUGUGUUGAUGCUGUUGGAUCGAAGAACGUGGGUGCGAUUAAUCAUUUGGUAGCGAAAUUGGGUGAGCUUGCGUGUCCCAGAGGAACCCCCAUAAGACGCGUUUGCGCGUAUUUCACGGAAGCCUUAGCGAUGAGGGUGACGAGGGUUUGGCCUCAGGUGUUUCACAUCAACAUUCCUCGCGAAACGGAGGACGAAAGCGGCACUGCGCUGAGGCUUCUGAACGAGGUGAGCCCAAUCCCCAAGUUCCUUCACUUCACAUCAAACGAAAUGCUGUUGCGGGCCUUCGAAGGGAAAGACAAGGUCCAUAUCAUAGACUUCGACAUAAAGCAGGGCCUUCAGUGGCCCAGUUUGUUCCAGAGUCUCGCGUCGAGGCCCAAUCCCCCGAGGCACGUGAGAAUCACGGGGAUAGGGGAGUCGAAGCAGGAGCUGAACGAAACCGGCGAGCGCCUGGCUGGGUUCGCGGCGGCACUGAAGCUUCCCUUCGAGUUUCAUCCUGUGGUGGACAGACUAGAGGACGUGCGACUCUGGAUGCUCCACGUGAAAGAACACGAGAGCGUUGCUGUGAACUGCAUUCUGCAGUUGCACAGGACGCUUCACGACGGAAGCGGAGGAGCGCUGAGGGAUUUCCUGGGACUCGUCCGCAGCACCAAUCCUACGGUAAUGGUGAUGGCGGAGCAAGAGGCGGAGCACGACGAGAUAAGGUUGGAAGCAAGAGUGUGCAAUUCGCUGAAAUAUUACUCGGCUCUGUUUGACUCCAUUGAGCAGUGCGUUCCAGCGGAGAGUUCGGUGAGGUCGAAGAUAGAGGAGAUGUACGGUGGCGAGAUAAGGAACAUGGUUGGUUGCGAGGGAAGGGAGAGGGUGGAGAGGCAUCGGAGUUUGGGGAACUGGAGGCAGAUGAUGGAGGAAGGAGGGUGGAUGUGCGUUGGGGUUAGUGAGAGGGAAAGGGUUCAGAGCGAGUUGUUGUUGAAGAUGUACUCUUCUUGCAACGGAUUCAACGUGAAGAAGCAGGAUGAAUCAGCUCUCACUCUUGCUUGGGGGGACCACCCUCUCUACACGGUGUCCGCGUGGGCCCCGCUUCCUGCUGCAGUUUCUCACCCAUGA
Molecule: messenger RNA, 1908 nt
Organism: Sphenostylis stenocarpa
Lineage: Eukaryota; Viridiplantae; Streptophyta; Magnoliopsida; Fabales; Fabaceae
Source: the annotation of a GenBank genome assembly